CCUCUUUCCGGUGUGUCCCGGAGCGUUGGUAGCGCUGCUGCUGCUGCCUGUCAACAUCUCACUACCCAGGAAAACACCUGUGUCCCGGAUUUUUGUUUUUUUAAUCGUUUAUUUCUGACAGUACAGCACUUACAGUCCUCCGCCAUGCCCAUGUACCAGGUAAAGCCCAUCUGUGGGAGUGACAUAAAGAUUGAUUUGCCAACGUGCAUGUACAAGUUACCAAAUAUCCACGCGCAGCAAGGGAACAGCUGCACUUCUGAGCACGCGCUUCAGAAUGGCGAGGUGGACCCAGCGGUUAGGGCUCUGGAGGUCCGGCAGGAUGAAAUCAUGAGAAAACUGUAUGAGCUGAAGGCAGCUGUGGAGGGCCUGGCAAAGACGGUAACCACUCCUGAUGCAGACCUGGACCUGACAGUCAGCAGUAGCCUUUCGUCACAGAGCCCCAUCUCCACAACCUUUAAAGGCGUCACGGACCUGGACACAGUACUGGGCAAGGACCUCGGUGCUCUGCGUGACAUUGUCAUCAACGCCAACCCUGCACAGCCCCCCCUCACCCUGCUGGUGCUCCACAGCCUGCUGUGUCAACGCUACCGGGUGCUCUCCACCAUCCACGUCCACUCCUCGGUUAGCAAUGUGCCGCCACAGCUCCUGUCCUGCCUCGGUCCACGCCAUGCAGACAGCUACGCCCGCCAGUUGUUUCAGUUGGGAUUCACUCUCAUAUGGAAAGAGGUCCCCAAACUGCAGAUGAAGUUCAGUGUCCAGAACAUGUGUCCCAUCGAGGGCGAGGCCAAUGUAGCGCGCUUCCUCUUCAAGCUGCUCACUCCAUACCCCAGUGACCCGGCUCUCGCCACGCUGGUUGAUAACUGGGUGGACACCGCUUUCUUCCAGCUGGCGGAAGGCAGCUCCAAAGAGCGAGCCGCCGUCCUCCGGUCCCUCAACUCCGCCCUGGGGCGUAACCCCUGGCUCACCGGGUCUGAGUUCUCCCUGGCAGACAUCGCCUGCUACUGCUGCGUGCUCCAGAGUGGCUCUGCCUCCUCUGCUCCUGCUAACGUGCAGCGUUGGAUCAAGUCCUGUGAGAACCUGGGACACUUCAGUCCUGCCACACAGCUCCUGAAGUGACCCAGGCCGAACCAGACAAAGUGAGAGAAGGGCAUUAGAAUAUUAAACUAUGCUAGCCAUGUCUUGAACAGCUUCUAAUGCUUCCUUCCUUCCUGUAGUAUGCUGUCGACCUGACAGAGACUCAACAGGAGCAGACAGCUGAUGGUUAAAGAUGUCUCUGCCAUGCUGCUUUUAUAUAACAAAGAAAUACUAAUAAUAUGUUUAUUUUGAAAGGGAGGAAGCAUGAGAAGACUGUCGAGACGAGGGCUCGAUGGGUUAAAUCAGAGGUAUUGACAGAAGUUAUCUAACAAACACUGUUCACCUUCCACCCACUUUGUGCCUAACAUGAUCCUGUUCUAAAUGUGUGUGUGUGAGUAAAUGUGUGGUAAAGGGUAUUACUGGGUGUUUUCAGAGGUAAUACUUUGUACCAUUUCUUUUUCUGAACUCAUUAAAACUAAAAAUUUGGAUCAAACUUUGAA
This is a messenger RNA of Cheilinus undulatus (humphead wrasse), 1574 nucleotides long. RefSeq names its product aminoacyl tRNA synthetase complex interacting multifunctional protein 2 (gene aimp2). The coding region runs from base 145 to 1116 and encodes 323 amino acids. Lineage: Eukaryota; Metazoa; Chordata; Actinopteri; Labriformes; Labridae. The record is from RefSeq and is a predicted model, not a curated record. The transcript has 4 exons. Gene Ontology annotation, cellular component: aminoacyl-tRNA synthetase multienzyme complex.